AUGACUCGCACGCAGCGCCGUCCGCCGUCUAACCGCUCACCGGAUACACACCCAAUAUCUGAUGAAACAACCUAUAACAUAAUCCCAUUAAACAAUUUACAAGCUGAUCACCCAUCCCUCCGUUUCCCAGAAGUGCAUGCUGCCAUCGCUGCUCUAAAGGCUGGCGAUCCUGACCUCCCAAUACCACCCUAUAUCCAACUGCAAUCCAACUAUGACCUCCUGGACUGGCUUGGCGCCUUGUUCGGAUUCCAACAUCACAAUGUGUUAAACCAGCGGGAGCACCUGGUUCUCCACCUCGCAAACGCCCAGAUGCGGCUGCAGCCACUACAGGAUAAUAUCCUCACCCUCGACCCGGCGGUGCUAAGCGGAUUUCGUGUUGAUCUGCUCAGAAACUACACGCACUGGUGCUCCUUCCUCGGCCAUAAUUCCUGCAUCCAAGGUACCAGCCGAGACCUUCUGUAUGUUGCACUCUAUCUACUCAUUUGGGGCGAGGCAGCGAAUCUACGGUUCAUGCCUGAGUGUAUCUGUUAUAUAUUUCAUCAUAUGGCUGAGGAGAUGAAUAAAAUUCUGGUUGGUUCCAUCGAUACGAACACUGGUAGGCUUGUGUUGCCCACUGUAUCUGGGGAAAACGCAUUUCUGAAUUGCAUUGUGAAACCAAUUUACUGUACUGUCAAGGCGGAGGUAGCAAACAGUAAUAACGGCACAGAACCACAUUUAAAUUGGCGGAAUUACGAUGAUAUCAACGAGUACUUUUGGAGUAGAAGAUGUUUUGAGAAUUUGAAAUGGCCUAUGGAACCUGGGAGCGAUUUCUUCGUCACAAAUAGGAAAAGAAAGAGGGUAGGGAAGAUGGGUUUCAUUGAGCAGAGAUCCUUUCUGAACCUGUUAAGAUGCUUCGAUAGGUUGUGGACUAUGUUGUUCCUCUAUCUACAGGCUGCCAUUAUUGUUGCCUGGAAAGAUCCAAACGUUCUUCCAUGGCAAUCUUUAAAAGACAAAGACGUUCAAGAAAAGCUUUUGAGUGUAUUCAUAACCUGGAGUUCCAUGAGGUUUCUGAGAGCUCUUCUUGAUGUUAUGAUGCAGUAUAAACUGGUUUCCAGAGAGGCUUUAUGGCUCGGUGCAAGAAUGGCGUUGAAGAUCAUUGUUUCGAUUGUUUGGAUAGUUGUUUUUGCCACGUUGUUUGCUAGAAUUUGGAGUCAGAAAAAGAAGGAUCUGGGUGUCUCGGAUAAUUACAUUAAGGAAGUGGUAAUUUUCAUCACGGCAGCGUUGGUGUUCAUCCUCCCACAAGUAUUAGCACAAGUCCUCUUUUUUCUUCCAGUACCUAGUUGCUUAACCCAGACUACCAACUGGAGAAUCUUUUACCUGAUAACGUGGUGGUUUCAGACUAAAGCUUUUGUGGGUCGGGGACUCAGGGAAGGUUGGAUGGAUAGGAUGAAGUAUUGUAUGUUCUGGGUUGUGGUUCUUGCCACAAAGUUCUAUUUUAGUUACUUCUUGCAGAUAAAACCAAUGAUUCAACCCACUAAAGACCUCUUACACCACCACUCCAAGGUCACAUCCGGAUGGCAACACCUCUUUUGUAAAAGCAACAGGUUUGUAGUAAGCCUUAUCUGGCUACCAGUUGUAUUGAUCUAUUUGAUGGACUUACAAAUCUGGUACUCCAUUUAUUCUUCAUUUGUGGGUGCGGGAGUUGGUUUGUUUAGCAAUUUGGGUGAGAUCCGCUACAUGCAACAACUGAGGUUGAGGUUUCAGUUUUUUGCGGGUGCAAUACGAUACAAUCUCAUGCCAGUCGAGGAGUUGGUAGCUACUAGCCACUUGAAUAUUCAAUCUCUAUGGAGCAUGGCUAGAGAUCGCGUUCAUCAAUGGUGUUUAAGGUGGUGUUGUCUUGGCAUUCCUUUGAAGAAAAUUGAAUCAAACCAAGUCCAGGCCUACAAAUUUGCCGCGAUAUGGAAUGAAAUAGUUUUGAAUUUUCGAAAAGAAGACAUUGUUAGUGACGAGGAAGUCGAGCUUCUUGAGAUGCCACAGGAUACUCAUAAUGGUAGUAGUGUCCGAAUUAGGUGGCCGUGUUUUCUGCUUUAUAAGGAGUUAUAUCUCGCUGUCUGCCAGGCAAAAGAGUUGGGUGAUGCAGGAGACGAGAGGUUAUGGCAUAAGAUUGGAAAGAAUGUGUACAGACGUUGUACCGUUUUAGAAACUUACGACAGUGUCAAGAAUCUGCUGCUCAAGUCAAUAUUAGCGGAGAGAACGCAAGAACUCUCAAUUCUCGAAAAUCUGUUUGAAGAAAUCGAUAACUCGAUUACGAACCAUAAGUUUACUAAUACGUUUAACAUGUCCGCCCUUCCCAUCAUUCAAGAGAAACUGAUCACGCUUGUCGAUCUGUUGAUCAUAAAGUCAGCCGAGAAAGAUGUUAAGAAAGUGGUUAGCACGCUAAGGGGACUUUAUGUGUUUGUCGUAAGGGAUUUCUUCAAACCUAAAGGCACCAUGGAGAAGCUAAAACAGGAUGGCUUGGAUCCCGACAGCCUAUUCCAGAAUGCGGUCAGGUUGCCCAAUCCAAACGAUGACAACUUCUUUCGGCGGGCUCGGCGGCUCCACUCAAUUCUUACAUCCCCCAACAUUCUGAACAAUAUUCCGGUAAAUAUGGAGGCCAGGAGAAGACUUGCGUUCUUCAGUAAUUCAUUGUUUAUGAACAUGCCUCACGCUCCCCGAGUUGAGAAGAUGAUGGCUUUCAGUGUCUUGACACCUUACUACAAUGAAGAUGUAGUGUACAAAAAAGAACAACUUUUAACCGAAAACGAAGAUGGUGUUUCCAUUCUUUACUAUCUGAAGACUGUGUAUGCUGAUGAAUGGGCCAACUUUUUGCAGCGAAUGAGCCCGGAAGAGCUUGUCACAGAGGAGCAGCUGUGGACUAAAAACCCUAACGAUCUUCGGCUUUGGGCAUCAUAUAGAGGCCAGACGCUUGCACGCACAGUAAGGGGAAUGAUGAACAAUUAUCGGGUACUCCAAGAGCUAAACUCGCUUGAUGCUGUAUCUGAGAAAGACAUUGGUGAAGGAGCAACGAAAUUCAUUCAUUCUAGACGUCCACGGCUUCGUCACAUACUGCAGGAGAAUUUAGAUGAUGACACUUUGACUAGAGGCCAUAAAAGUGGAAUGGAACUGAUGAAAUACACGUACGUAAUUGCCUGUCAGAUGUACGGGACCCAAAAGGCGCAAAGGGAUCCCCGUGCAGAAGAUAUUUUGUAUUUGAUGAAAGAAAACGAAGCUCUUCGCGUGGCCUUUGUUGAUGAGGUGUCCACAAAACAUGGAAUGGAGUAUUAUUCUGUUCUCGUCAAGUAUGAUUGGAAUUUGGAAAAAGAAGUUGAAAUUUAUCGGGUACGGUUACCGGGUCCUUUGAAGCUUGGCGAAGGAAAGCCCGAGAAUCAGAAUCAUGCACUCAUUUUUACUCGGGGAGAUGCGGUUCAGACCAUUGACAUGAAUCAGGACAACUAUUACGAGGAUGCCCUGAAAAUGAGGAAUUUACUUGAGGAGUUCAAAGUUACGUACGGUGUUCAUAAGCCACAAAUUUUGGGAGUUAGGGAACAUGUCUUUACGGGUUCUGUCUCUUCCCUUGCUUGGUUCAUGUCGGCUCAAGAAACAAGCUUUGUAACCUUGGGUCAGCGUGUUUUAGCAAACCCUUUGAAAAUCCGGUUUCAUUAUGGGCAUCCAGAUGUGUUUGAUAGAUUUUGGUUCUUAACUCGUGGUGGAAUCAGUAAAGCAUCAAGACCAAUCAACUUAAGCGAGGACAUUUUUGCUGGUUUUAACUGCACCUUAAGAGGGGGAAACGUGACUCACCAUGAGUACAUACAAGUCGGAAAAGGAAGGGAUGUCGGGUUAAACCAAGUAUCCAUGUUCGAAGCAAAAGUUGCAAGCGGGAACGGCGAGCAACUUCUUAGUAGAGACGUUUACAGAUUGGGCCAUAUGCUCGAUUUUUUCAGAAUGCUUUCGUUUUUCUACACAACAGUUGGGUUCUUUUUCAACACCAUGAUGGUUACGUUAGCCGUAUAUGCGUUUUUGUGGGGUCAGUUAUAUCUUGCGUUGACUGGGAUGGAGAAUGUUGUAGAGGGCAAUUCUAGCACAACCAACGCUUUGACUACCGUUCUAAACCAGCAGUUUCUUGUGCAGCUUGGUCUUCUCAGUGUCUUGCCCAUGAUCUUCGAAAACACUCUUGAGUUCGGAUUUCUUACAGCCUUAUGGGAUUUCAUAAUAAUGCAGCUACAACUUUCGUCUGUAUUCUACACAUUCUCUGUCGGAACUCGUUCUCAUUACUUUGGUCGAACAAUCCUUCACGGUGGAGCAAAAUACCGUGCCACAGGGCGUGGCUUUGUGGUGCAUCACACCAGUUUCGCUGACAACUACAGACUCUACGCUCGUAGUCAUUUCAUAAAGGCGAUUGAACUUGGUUUGAUCCUAAUCGUUUAUGUUGUGUAUAGCCCUGUUACUAAAGGAACACUUGCCUACACUGCGUUGACCCUUUCAAGUUGGUUCCUUGUGGUUUCAUGGAUCAUGGCACCAUUUGUAUUCAACCCUUCUGGGUUCGAUUGGUUAAAAACAGUUAAUGAUUAUUACGACUUCAUGAACUGGAUACAGUUUCGAGGAAUAGUGUUUGAAAACCCUGAACAGAGCUGGGAAAAGUGGUGGUAUGAGGAACAAGAUCAUCUGAGAACAACUGGUGUAUAUGGAAAGUGUUUGGAGAUUAUUUUGGAUUUACGGUUUUUCUAUUUCCAGUAUGGAAUGGUUUAUAAGUUGGGUAUUGCUGCCGGUAGCAAAAAGAUUGAUGCCUACUUACUUUCCUGGAUCUACAUGGUUGUGGUUCUUGUGGCCCAUUUGAUUAUUGUAUAUCAUUGUAAAAAGUAUUCUGCGAGAGAACAUACCUACUAUCGGUUGAUUCAGUUCGCUGUUAGUGUUCUUGGAAUACUUAUAAUAAUUGUUCUUAUGGUGUUCACACAGUUCAAGCUUCUUGAUCUGUUAACGAGUUUGUUGGUCUUCCUUCCCACUGGGUGGGGUGUUCUUUUGAUUGCCCAAUUGUUCCGAACCAUUUUGGAGAAAGCUAAGUUGUGGGAGACUGUUGUCUCGAUUGCUCGCAUGUACGAUAUGAUGUUUGGGAUGAUUGUUUUGGCACCGGUGGCUGCUUUAUCAUGGUUUCCGGGGUCACAGUCGAUGCAAACCAGAAUCCUUUUCAAUGAAGCAUUUAGUAGGGGUUUGGGAUAUGCGAAAUGGUUGUUGAAAGGGAAACCAAAACUUAAACAACGAUUCCAGGAUUGAUGCAUCUUUUAUAUUGUGUGACGACUUUUGUGUUUGUCUUGUCGGGCAAUAUGGCAUUCCUUCUAUGUUUUGCAUUAUUAUAUGUCAAAGUGUGCUUGUGUUUGUAAAAUAAUUAACAUCUGAUUUCAUGAAAAUGUUAGUACUUUAGAAGAUCAAAACUAAAGUUAUCUGUUAAUUAUUAUUCUGAUUGUUUUAUGUAAUUUGAGGUUUUCUUUCAUCUCCCUCCUACUAAAAUUAAUGGGUGGUGACUGGUGAGCAUAGCAUGGUUCCUGCCAUACUACCUUUACUUGCUGGUAGCCACCUCCAAAUGCUGAGCAAAGGCCAUCCAUAGCUGAAGCUUUCAAAACAUAUGCAGUAGCAUGACUCCAUUAUUUCCAAGCCACAUGCAAGUCUUGCU
Lactuca saligna is the source of this 5683-nucleotide messenger RNA. The record is from the annotation of a GenBank genome assembly. Lineage: Eukaryota; Viridiplantae; Streptophyta; Magnoliopsida; Asterales; Asteraceae.